UUCAACUGGAUUCAAGAUUCAACAGAGAGGAGUGAGCUCACCAAAGCAACAAUUUUUGAAACCUUAAAUACAGCUAUCAGCCUUCAUUCACUCUGAUUUAACACUUCCCUCUCACAAAAUUAUCACAUUUUUUUUGUUUUGGGAUUGAAAACAACAACUUUCUUGUCUCAUCUCAUCUUUGUUCGACAAAUUGUUCUCCUUUCCCCGGGAUCAAUUUCUGCUUUUCCAUCUCAAAACUCCAUCUUUUCUUGGUGACUAAAAAUGAAAUCUUGUUUUGUUUUUCCGACCCCUCUUUUUUAUUCAUAGAAUCUAAGACCGAAAACAAUGGCUGCUUUUUAAGAGUAGUCAUUGAGUUUUUGGGGGAGCUGUGGAUUUUGAGUUUGAAUUUACGAGAAUGUCUGAAUCCGAAGCUUCAGAAAAUGAUAUGAAUCUGAGGUCUUUGGCUCUGACUCCAACAUGGUCCGUGGCUUCUGUUUUGACCAUGUUUGUUUUUGUUUCACUGCUUGUGGAGCGAUCAAUUCACCAGUUGGGACUUUGGCUGAAGAAAACUGACCGGAAACCUUUGCUUGCUGCUGUUGAGAAAAUGAAGGAAGAGUUGAUGCUUCUCGGGUUCAUAUCCCUUCUCCUCACUGCAAGUUCAAGCAUUAUAUCAAACAUUUGCAUACCUUCGAAGUUCUAUGACAGUGCGUUUGCCCCAUGCACAAAGAAAGAAGUUGAAGAGGAAACAGAAAAUUUACAGGAGCGUGGACUUCUGAUGACCUUCUUUGGUCAUCGCUCACACAGGAGAGUAUUGAUGGAUCUAAAUCAGAAUACUUGCUCAGAGAACAGCGAACCGUUUGUGUCAUAUGAAGGACUCGAGCAGCUCCAUAGGUUCAUUUUUGUUAUGGCGAUUACACACAUAUCAUACAGCUGCCUAACAAUGUUGUUGGCAAUUGUAAAGAUUCACAGUUGGAGAGCAUGGGAGGAUGAGGCUCACUUGGACAGGCAUAACUCUUUAAGUGAAAAAACCAGAGCAAUGACACUGCAGAGGCAAUCAACUUUUGUGAGACUCCAUACAUCAACUCCUAUGCAGAGGAACAACUUUUUCGUUUGGGUGACUUGCUUCUUCCGCCAGUUUGGGAGUUCAGUUGCUCGUGCAGAUUACCUUACCCUUCGACAAGGAUUCAUCAUGAACCACAACCUCACAUCGACAUAUGAUUUCCACAGCUAUAUGAUUCGUUCUAUGGAAGAAGAGUUUCAAAGGAUAGUUGGUGUCAGCGCUCCACUCUGGGGAUUCGUUGUAGCUUUUAUGCUGUUCAAUGUAAAAGGAUCCCAUCUUUACUUCUGGAUUGCACUUAUUCCUGGCACCCUUGUUCUACUUGUUGGCACAAAGCUGCAACAUAUCAUAGCAACCUUGGCACUAGAGAGUGCGGGAAUAACUGGGAGUUUUAACCGACCUAAGUUUAGACCCCGAGAUGAACUGUUUUGGUUCAAGAAGCCAGAGCUGUUGCUGACCUUGAUUCAUUUAGUCCUGUUCCAGAAUUCAUUUGAGCUCGCUUCAUUCUUCUGGUUUUGGUGGCAGUUUGGCUACAAGUCUUGCUUCAUAAGGAACCACUUACUAGUGUAUUUACGAAUAUUUGUUGGGUUUGCAGGGCAAUUUUUGUGCAGCUACAGCACCCUACCUCUCUAUGCAUUGGUUACACAGAUGGGAACGAACUACAAGGCAGCUCUGAUCCCACGCAACAUACGAGACACAAUCCACGGAUGGGGAAAGGCAGCUCGGAGGAGGAGAAAAAUGGGCGCUUUCACAGACGAUUCAACCAUCCACACAGAUACUAGCACGGUCAUGUCAGUCGAGGAAGAUGACCAUCAGUUAAUAGAUAGUCCCCGAUUCGCCCCUCAGUCAGCUACAGAAAUCGAGCUGCAACAAACCACGGUUGCCAUCAGCGAUGAUCAAUCCCCACCAUCUGCUAACGAGGGUUCAACUCUGGUUGGUACACCUCUCCUCCACUCUGCUUCUGUUUCUUCCCCGGUGGCACCGAGAUCUUCCUCCAUGCCGCGGUAGUAAUUAUAGUUUGCUGUUAAUACUUCUACAGGCAGUAGUUGUAACAUACACACUUUGGUAGAUGAAAACAGAUGUGAACAUUGAGAACGUUGUUGUAUCAGAAUCUACAAAUCCUAUAGAGUGAGAGUGAAUGAAUACUAGUUUAGCUUAAAUGCCUCAUAUCAUUUUCCACCUCCAAAGAAUUUUUGUUCUGUGUUUUCAAGUUUAUGUUUAA
This is a messenger RNA of Salvia hispanica, 2258 nucleotides long. Its product is annotated as MLO-like protein 11. The record is from RefSeq and is a predicted model, not a curated record. Lineage: Eukaryota; Viridiplantae; Streptophyta; Magnoliopsida; Lamiales; Lamiaceae. Gene Ontology annotation, biological process: defense response. Gene Ontology annotation, cellular component: membrane.